Molecule: messenger RNA, 2266 nt
Organism: Culicoides brevitarsis
Lineage: Eukaryota; Metazoa; Arthropoda; Insecta; Diptera; Ceratopogonidae
Product: sialin-like
Biological process (GO): transmembrane transport; monoatomic anion transport
Cellular component (GO): membrane
Molecular function (GO): transmembrane transporter activity
Source: RefSeq, a predicted model, not a curated record
GAUCGUUAGUGGUGUGUGGAUUAAAAAAAGAAAAAAACGUGAAGAACAUUUUUUUUUUCUUUGAAAUAAAUCAACAUUUUACACAAAAUAAAUUUAAAAAUAUUUUUUUUGUUAGUUUUUGAAACACAAAAAAAAAUAUUUUAAAUAAAAUCGCACAAAAAUAAAUAAAAAAUUGAAAUAUCGCGAGUAAAAAUACAGAAAAAGUAACAAAGUGUGGGCGAAUUCAACAUAUGUGAAUGUAACAAGGUGCUAUAUUUGUAAAAAAAACAUCUAAGUAAAUAUUUCUACGGAGUGUAAUUUUGACUCUGUAGAAUAUUUAGUAUCUACCUCUACUUUAGAAUUAAGUGAAAAAAAAUAAGAAGAUAUUAAUAUUCAUAAGAAGAACACUUGAACACAACACCAACGCAACAAAAUGUCUACAGACGAGCAACCACAGGAACCAUCAAAGCGACGAGGAUUCUUCUCAUGUCGCUUUGUACUGAAUGCCAUGGUAAUUUGCGGAUUUAUGUUAAAUUAUGCAUUACGAGUCAACUUGACGAUUGCCAUCGUCGCAAUGGUAAAACCCAACCACACAGCAACAAACGGCACCUUAGCUGCACACGACAACACAACUGGCUACAGCACAACGAUAAACCCCCUUGCCGUGCCACAAUCCGACGAAGAUGCCAACGAUCGCUUCGAAUGGAGCGCCUACGAGCAAAAUAUCAUCUUGGGCUGCUUCUUCUGGGGCUACAUCCUCACUGAACUUCCGGGCGGGCGUUUGGCUGAACUCGUUGGAGGUCGUCGCGUUUUCGGUCACAGCAUGUUAUGGGCGAGCGUAUUGACACUCAUUACUCCUGCCGCUGCCAUGUUGCACUUUAAUGCGUUGGUUGUCGUUCGUGUCGUGUUAGGAUUUAUGUUGGGUGCUUCAUGGCCAGCUAUUUUGCCGUUAUCAUCGGUUUGGAUUCCCCCAAAUGAUCGCAGCAAAUUUAUUGCCAACAUGAUGGCUUCUUCCUUGGGCGCCGGUAUCACAAUGCCAAUUUGCGGAUUCCUCAUAGCCAAUUUGGGAUGGGAAAGUGCCUUCUAUUUUACCGGCGGCGUUGGUUUGCUUUGGUCAAUUUUGUGGUUUGUUUUGAUUUUUGACUCGCCUGCGGUGCAUCCUCGCAUUUCUCCGGAAGAAAAAUACGAAAUUGAGACUGCAAUUGGAACAACGACAUCGAAAAAACGUCCCAGCCGAGUUCCGUGGAGAGAAAUUUUGACGGCGCCUCCUGUUUGGGCAAUUAUUAUCACGCAUGGUGCUUCGGUGUUCUGUUAUUUCACUGUUGUUAACCAACUUCCAACUUAUAUGAAUCAUAUCUUGCAUUAUGAUAUUAAAUCGAACGGAUUUGUCUCAUCAUUCCCCUACUUUGGCAAAUAUAUCAUGGCUGUUUGUGCCUCAGCGCUUGCCGAUCAUUUGAUGAAGAAACAAACUUUGACUCGAACUCAAACGAGAAAAGCUUUCACUGCAUUUGCUGUGAUGACGCCCGGUAUCUUAAUGAUCUUGCAAAUCUUCUUCGGAGAACAUCGUACAUUUGCCGUCGUUAUUUUCACGAUCGCCCUGACCUUAAAUGGCGGCGUUACUGCUGGUUAUUUGAGCAACGGUCUCGAUAUUGCGCCAAAUUUCUCAGGAACUAUCUUCGGCAUGGCAAAUACUUUGUCCAGUUUUGGCGGAUGGGCUUCUUCUUUCAUGGUUGGCGUGUUAACGAACGAAGAUCAAUCGUCUUACGGAAGAUGGCAAAUUGUCUUUAUGGUGCUCGCGGGUGCAUAUCUCCUUGGAUCGCUGUCCUUCCUCAUUUUCGGUACAGGCGAAUUGCAACCAUGGAACAAUCCGGAUGCGAAUAAGGAAGAUCAAGAAGCUGGUGUGCCUCUGAAAGAACAACAAAAGAAAGCUGUCACCAAUGGAAAUGGUGAAACUGUUGCGUCUUCCUAAAUUUUUUUUGUGAAUAAUUUUAAUUAUUUUAAGAUUUUUUAUCGUAAAAUUUUUGACUCUCUCUUUAAGCGUUCUAUCGAUCUACUUUUUUUUAUUUAGUUUGUUCUCGUCAGACAUCACCAGAAUGCCCUUUGUUGUUAUUUGUUUUAAUCAAGUUUAAAUUAUUUUAAUUAAAGUACUCUCCAACUCAGUAAAAGUUGUAAUUUUAGGUAAUUUUAAUAGUUUUUAAGACGAGCAAAUCAUGCAUUUUUUAAAAUAAUUUUUUUUUUCGUAGAGAUUAAGUUUUAAAAUUACAUAUGUUAAUAAAAAAGGUAAUGA